This is a messenger RNA of Arachis stenosperma, 2543 nucleotides long. RefSeq lists its product as uncharacterized. Gene Ontology annotation, cellular component: cytoplasm. Gene Ontology annotation, molecular function: mRNA binding. The transcript has 6 exons. NCBI's taxonomy places the organism in Eukaryota, Viridiplantae, Streptophyta, Magnoliopsida, Fabales, Fabaceae. Bases 1 to 2151 code for a protein of 716 amino acids. The record is from RefSeq and is a predicted model, not a curated record. Gene Ontology annotation, biological process: post-transcriptional regulation of gene expression.
AUGUUGAGGAUCCCGGACAACAACAACACCAAUAGAAGGAACAACCUUGAAACUACCAGGAAUCGCAGAGACGACAAUGAAUCUUCCUUGUUCGGUGUCGUUCCCAAUAACACCUCGCCGCCAUUGAUGAAUCUUCGCCCCGACCACGUUGCCGUGGGCUCACCUCUCACCAACAGAGCCCCUUUCACCACCAACAACAACAACAACGCCGCCGCCUCUCGUUUCGACGGUGGCCCUGUCGGCAGUUCUCCUUAUCCAGCUCAGUUUCGCGGCGACCACUGUCUCUGGAUGGACACCGAUCAGGCGUCGGGAUUCCACGUGGCAAACACCACCUUCGGCGCCGACAAAUGGGUCGACGAUCUGGGAGGAGGAGGAAACGCACUGGCGAACAACUUGUCAAGAAUGAGCAUCGUCGAAAACGGAACCACGAAAAGCAGAAGCCCAUACGACGUCGUGGAGGCUUACAGCAACAACAACGCAUGCUCCAUUGAUUCCAAUAACCUCCCUUUCUUCGAUGAAACAGCACCGCCGCCAUUCUGCAACGCCGCUGCUGGGGUUCCCGUAUCGGUGACCCCGGGUUUUGUUCCCAAAGGUUACGCUUUUGAAGCUUCUCCAAUGGCUGCGCAGCAUCAUGAUCACCAUGUGUACCAUCACCAUCAUCACAUCAUGGACCAGAGGAUGAUGAAACAGGCUACAAGCGAUAACAACCUUCAUCAGUUGCAGCAGAAGCCGCAGCAGCAGCCGCCGCCAACACCGGCUUUCGUAAACCCUUACGUUUGUGACCGUUUCGUUGGGUCUCAUCAGCAGCAUUUCGGCGUCGAGUGUGAACCUCCCAAUGGAUGGGGCGGCGGCGUCAAGAACCCCUUCAGAUUCUCUCAGAUAAUGCACCCUAGGCUCCCAGCGAAUGCGCCCAGGGAUAUGGCGGCAAUGGCAGUUGCUGCUGCCGCCGCCGCCGCUAACAGCGGUGAGUUUCCUCAGUGUAUUUCUCCGAUGAGAAAUGGUGGUGACCGUGCUGCCUUUAGAUGCGAUAACAGCGUCAUUAUUCAAGGAAGAGAAAUGGUAAAACCCUGCGUGGAAAGCACUGGUUACGGUGGUUCCGUAAGAGGUUUCAAGAAGGGUCACAGUCAAGGACAGGUUCCAUGCGAUGAGGAUCCAUCGUCGGUGCCAUUGAUGCUGGAUUUCUAUAACCUAGCUGAGGCGCAGGGUUACGUGUACAACAUGGCGAAGGACCAGAACGGUUGCAGGUUUUUGCAGAGGAUGGUUGAAGAAGGCACCUUUGAGGAUGUAAGGGUGGUUUUUGAAGGGAUCGUUGAGAAUGUUGUGGAGCUCAUGAUGGACCCUUUUGGUAACUACCUUGUUCAGAAGCUUCUAGAUGUUUGCAAUGAAGAUCAAAGGUUGCAAAUUGUUCUCAUGCUCACUAAAGAACAAGGCCAGCUUGUCCGAAUCUCCUUGAAUACCCACGGCACGCGCGUGGUGCAGAAGCUGAUUGAGACCCUCAACUCAGCGAAGCAAAUUUCAUUGGUGAAGGGUGCAAUUCAACCAGGUUUCCUUGACCUUAUUAAGGAUCUCAAUGGAAACCAUGUCAUACAACGUUGCUUGCAAUGUCUUAGCUGUCAAGAUAAUGAGUUUAUUUUUGAAGCUGGUGUAAAGUUUUGUGUUGACAUAGCUACUCAUCGACAUGGAUGCUGUGUACUACAACGUUGCAUUGAUUAUUCCGUUGGAAAACAUCGUGAGCGGCUGGUCGCAGAAAUUUGCAAGCAUGGUCUUCUCCUCGCUCAGGAUCCAUUUGGAAACUAUGUUGUUCAGUAUAUUAUAGAGAUAGAGAAUCCAACUGCCUCAACGAAAUUGAUGUCUCAGCUGAAAGGGAAUUUUGUGAACCUGUCUACACAAAAAUUCAGCAGCCAUGUGGUUGAGAAAUGCCUCAAGCAUGUUGCAGAUAGCAGGUCCAGAAUUGUCCGUGAAUUGCUCUCUACACCCCACUUUGAGCAGUUAUUGCAAGACCCUUAUGCCAACUACGUCAUUCAAUCUGCUCUUGCAUAUACCAAGGGUGCACUUCAUGUAUCAUUGGUGGAAGCAGUUAGGCCUUACAAGAUCUUGCGCACUAGUCCAUACUGCAAGAGGAUAUUCUCUGGAAGCCUACUUAAGAAGUGAGCCAUGAUGAUGAUCAUGUUUACCUAUCUGCAGUGAUGACACAAUUAUAUGUUGUUGUUCUCAAAUAAUUCCCCUCUAAUUAGAAGAACUCCUUUCUUGCUGUUCUUGUUUUUCUAUGUUGAUUAGUGUAUUUUGUGUCUGCUAUGUUGCCAAGUGAAUUACCAAGCCUACCCCUCAUCCCUUCUUUGAAGGGUGAUGGAUGCUAUGUGCUUUGGGUGAUUCAGGUCCAUCUUAUCUUGUCUUUGUAUUAUUCUUAUGUUGUCUUAUGUGUUGUCUGUGAUGUGUACGUACGCUUCAUGCUAUGGUCUCUACUGUUGAAGCUGCUUCCUAGGAUCAUGUACAUUUUCUGGAUUUUCUCCUUUUGUUUCUGGAGACUAUGUUGUUUCGACUUU